Hyposmocoma kahamanoa is the source of this 4254-nucleotide messenger RNA. RefSeq names its product rho GTPase-activating protein 100F (gene RhoGAP100F). Gene Ontology annotation, molecular function: protein binding. Bases 35 to 4114 code for a protein of 1359 amino acids. The record is from RefSeq and is a predicted model, not a curated record. Lineage: Eukaryota; Metazoa; Arthropoda; Insecta; Lepidoptera; Cosmopterigidae. Gene Ontology annotation, biological process: signal transduction. The transcript is spliced from 21 exons.
GCCGCACCGGCAAGCGCCGCGCUAACCUGUACCCAUGCAGUGGCGAAAACUGACCAGGUUGAAGUCUUCGCCGGGCGGACAGUCGCGCGCUCGGAGGAUGCUCUGCUGCGGCCGCAGGAAGGAGAACGGGCGCGCGGCGCCGGACCUGACGGCGUCACCCGGGCGCGCGCCACCCGGCCCGCAGCAGCCGCUGCGCGCCAACCACGCUCCGCCCUGCGUGCUGCAGCCAGACUUCCGCAAGGUAUCAGGUGUAAGCAAUGAAAUAUUCAGGCAGAUUGAAAUGGUCGAGAAUGAUCACGACGCGACCACGGCCGCGGCGCUCGAGGCGGUGGAGCGCCGCGGCGAGAUGAUCGUGCGGAUACUUGAAUUGAGACAAAUAGGCCGCAACAAUAUAGAAGCCGCCAAGAAAUUUUUCGCACUACAGGACUCACGCCACAUAGUUCAACUAGUGGAAAUUGUUAAACGUCCCGGCCAAACUUUGGGGUUAUAUAUCAGGGAAGGUGACGGUGGCACCCGGUCUGAUGGAGUUUUCAUAUCUCGGAUAGCACUGGAAUCAGCCGUGUACAACAGUGGGUGUCUGAAGGUUGGAGAUGAGAUCCUUGCCGUGAAUUUGGUAGAUGUUAGGAGAAUGUCACUUGAUGACGUGGUCAUCAUUAUGUCGAUACCUAGAAGACUACUAUUAUGCACGAGACAAAGGAAAGGUAAAUCAGUGCCUGGUUCGCCAUCGUUACUUCGCACGGAGCACAAACCACCGCCAGUUGUGGUACUAAAAAGGGAUUGUCGCGAUGAUGAAGACAGAGAUCGCCUUGACGGCAGAGAUGGUCUUUAUUCACAACAUGGUACACUACGAUCUACCGGAGGACCUGGCGGUGGUGUUCGACCGGUGGGCGAUGGCAGAGAAGAAAGAAGUCGAUUGCAACUUGGUGGUUUGUCACCCGAUUCUACAGCCUUAGACUUAUAUUACAACUCGCGGCCUCCAUCUGAUCAUUCUACGUGGAGCUAUAGGCCUCCACCGCCAGUGAUAACAGAACAACCAAAAUCAUCAGCGACACACUUUGUACCUUACGAGCGAUCCUAUCCCAACACAUUAGACAGCCUUGCUGAGAAAGUUCAUUCGUACUACCCUUCUGAUACUGGCAGCGAUGGUUACCAUUGGUUACCGCAUUUCAGUACACGGUUUGGUGGGAGAGUACCUCGUUCUGGUUCGGAACAGCAACUACCAAGAGCGGAAACACAUUCGGACUUCGGGCGUCAUUCACUGCUACGGUCAAGUUUGAAAGCUUCUGCGGCAACUGGAGCAUCGAGCAUAGCGAGAUACAAUCAACGAUACGGAGUAAUUGGUGGAACGGGCCUGACGGGCUCUGGUCUCACUGGUACGGGCCUAACUGGGACUGGACUUGGUGGACAUGGUCUGCCUUCUGGUUUAUCAACUACAGGACUUAGUGGACUGACUGGUUCAAGCUUAGUGGGAUCAGGGUUGGCUAGUUCUGGUCUUGGUUCAGGAUUGACGGGCAGUGGAUUAAGCUCAACACUUGGAACAGGUUACGGAACUACUGGUUUGGGAUUAUCUUCAUACAAUAGCAAAUUUGGUACAUCGAGAAGGAAUCGAAGUUUAGAUUAUUCAUCUGAUACUGAAGCUACAGCGCCGACAAGAACGCCAUAUUAUUCAGGUCUCAGCGGAUACAGGAGUAGUACCUUGGGAAGAGACAUUGGAUCGAAGUUCAAUUCAUUGCCAAGAGAUGUAAGGGGAACGGGACAGAGAUUAGGCCUAAGCAGACGAGCAGGAAGUGUUCUUCACGAUGAACCAGAACCAUUAUCUUCACGCCUAGAUCUACGUUCUUCCAGAGGCCGUUUGCCAUCAUCACCAUCAGUGUUUACAUCAGAUGAAUAUCGUGCGUGGUUGUCGCGGGCUCCAUCGACUAGUGCGCUCUAUGAGACGUUACGUCCACGACUUCCUACUCAUUUUUCAGCAGAAAAUAUUCACGAUGCACUUAAAAAUAUGGAAAGCGGUAGUCGGUUUGGUUCUACUCUUGGAUUGGCUGGCCGAGCAGGAAGAAUGGAACGGCCUCGUCAUUUACCUGCAAGAUCUCUGUCGUCGCAACAAUUGGGCCCUACAGGAGGCUCACCUUCUGCCCGCCGCGUAAGGCAGUUGCUUGAACUGGGAUCAAGAUUCAAUUGCCCCAAUCCGAGUCCGGUGCCGACUCCAAGCUCGCGACAUCAGCGACACCUCGAUAUCAAUCCUAGUGAGUUCCUAAAGUAUAAAGUGGAAAAGCCAGCUGCCGGCGGGUUGUCCUCCUCCAUGACUGGUCUGUCCCGGUUGGCGGGCGGAAUAUCGGGCCUAUUGUGGGUACAUCUAUUAGCUGGACGUGGACUGCGACAUGGGCCAUCAGGCGCUUCUCCUGGUUCCCCACCUUCUGGUCCACUUGCGCCGGCACAUCCUCCUUCAGCCCCUAGAGAUCUUUAUUGCGUACUGGAAUGCGACAGAGUGCACAAAGCAAGAACUGUGGUGCGCACCGGCGAACUGCAGUUUGACUGGGAUGAAGCAUUUGAGUUAGACUUGGUGGACAACAGGCAGCUGGACGUUUUGGUGUACUCAUGGGACCCACAACAUAGGCACAAGCUGUGUUAUCGCGGAGCUGUUACCCUACCUGACCUGCUAUCUAGAGCUGCUUCUCAUCAACUUGCUAUCAAGAUGGAGCCUCGAGGCACACUCUAUGUACGCAUACGACACACAGAUCCCCAUGAAUUAUUCCGUCGAAGACCAGCAGCGCCUCGAUUAUCUCUUCCUCCAUUGUUUGGAGCUGAGCUAGAAGCGGUUGUUGCGAGGGAAGUUAGGCCUCCACACAUGCCUCCAGUACCAAUCAUCGUAAGACGGUGUGUGGAAGAAAUAGAACGACGAGGUUUAGACAUUAUUGGCCUUUACCGACUUUGUGGUUCAGCAAACAAGAAACGCAUCCUCAGAGAAGCAUUUGACCGCAAUGCGCGGGGCGUUGAACUGAGCCCCGACUCCGUACCAGACAUUAAUGUGAUCACGGGCCUGCUGAAAGACUAUCUACGAGAGCUACCACAGCCACUGUUUAGCAAGUGCUUGUACCAGAUGACAGUUGAUGCUUUGGGAGUAUGUCUACCUGACGACAAAGAAGGCAACGCGCGUCUCAUGGCCUCAAUAGUGGAAUGCUUACCUCGUGCGGCAAGAUCGACUCUGGUCUUCCUCUUAGACCACUUAGCUCUCGUUGUAGCCGCACAGGACCGCAACAAGAUGUCUCCAAAUCACCUUGCGGUGGCCCUAGCUCCACCGCUGAUGUUGCAUUCUCAACCUCCGGCAGAGUUGGACUAUCAGAGGCCGAUUCAAGUACUUCAGUGUCUCCUGCAGAUCUGGCCACCUCCGAAACGUUCAGUUCGGCGCGGCGAGCCAGCACUCGGGCUGCGUGGAAGCAGAGCCAGUGCGUCGCCAGCGGUCUCACUCAUCGUCCCCCAAGGCCGAGUUCCGCCCUCAGUCAGUCCAUAUCGGCCUCCAGCGGUAGCAUCAGCAGCAUCUCCGCCGCCAGCUCUCUCGGGUCGGCCCGGAACCGACCGCUCGCCGCCCGCACAUGUUCUCUCAUCAGUCAGGGGCGGCCAAUAUCGUCCGCAGUCGCCGCUGCGCGGCCCUCUGCCCGCUCCACCUCGCUCCCGGCAAGUAACGCUGUCUUCGCCCGGAUCGCCUAGUAGCAGCUCGGGCAGCCACAGCCCGGCCGACACGAUCAAGCACGGUGGCUCGGUGUCGUCUAUACUGCGACAGCCAGAGCGGUCGUCUGCGGCGACGUCUAGCCCGCGGCACUCGCCGCGAUCGUCGCCCCGCGCCUCCCCGCGCGACUCCCCGCGCUCGCCGCGCUCCACGCCGCGCGAGAGCCGCGACAGCACGCCGCGAGACGGGUCGCGCGACUCGCCGCGGUCCGUGAUCCCGGGAACUUCUGCGGGACUGGCCGUGACCCUCAACGCCGAGGCGCGCGGCGCGGCGGGCGCGCUCAGUCCACGCUACAGCUCCACCAACCCGUUCCUGCAGGCGUACGACGCGGAGGAGGAAGCGGAGGCGUGGCGCGCCACCGAUAUCUUUUCGCCACCCGCGCACACAUAGUGCUCAUAGCGAAUUGAGAUUUUCUAGUCAAUUUUUUUAUCGAAUCGAAAGAGUGCUACGAUUCCGCUGUAUAUUAUGUUAUUUAUCGACGAGCGUGGUGCGCGUUCGUGUAAUGUUUGUUAUAUAUAGAGCGAGUUACG